AUGCAUGAUGAGGGUACUUCUGAUAUAAGUGCCUCUGAGCUUGUAAUUCCUUGUGAAAAUGGGGGAAAGGGUGCUGCAAAGCCUUUGGAAGGUUUGAUAGUUGAUAAAGGAUGUACUACAGCUGUGGCCUCUUUGCCAUGUAGGAAUAGGAAAAACGAGACGAAUGUAAAAUCUUCAAUAAAGAUAGCUUCAGAUCACAUUAAGAAUAUCAACAAAAGUUAUUUUAACUCGUAUGGAUCUUUCGGCAUUCAUAGAGAGAUGAUUAGUGACAAGGUGAGAACAGAGGCCUACAGACAAGCUAUUCUUGAAAAUCCUUCUCUUAUGAGAAAUGCAGUUGUUAUGGAUGUUGGUUGUGGGACUGGCAUUUUAAGCCUAUUUGCAGCCCAAGCAGGAGCUUCAAGGGUUAUCGCAAUCGAAGCCAGCGACAAGAUGGCUGCAGUGGCUACCCAGAUUGCAAAAGACAAUGGGCUUCUGCGAAACGAAAUAAGCAGUGAAAGCAAUCAACAAAAUUGUGUUAUUGAAGUGGUUCAAGGCAUGGUUGAAGAACUAGAAAAUGCUGAACAAAUCAGUCCUCAGAGUGUGGACGUGUUAUUCAGCGAGUGGAUGGGUUAUUGCCUUCUUUACGAAUCAAUGCUAACAUCUGUACUCUUUGCACGGGAUAAGUGGUUGAAACCUGGAGGCGCCAUUCUCCCGGACACAGCUACUAUGUUUGUAGCUGGAUUUGGAAGAGGGGCUUCCAGUAUAAAAUUCUGGGAGAACGUGUAUGGUUUUAAUAUGUCAUGUAUUGGUUGGGAGAUUGACGAGGAUGCUGCUCGGUUUCCCAUUGUUGAUGUGAUUGACAGUUGCAAUAUUGUCACUACCACUGAAGUUCUUCAGGUUUGUGUCUGGUACUGUGCUUUUCGAUUUUUGUGA
Molecule: messenger RNA, 912 nt
Organism: Striga hermonthica
Lineage: Eukaryota; Viridiplantae; Streptophyta; Magnoliopsida; Lamiales; Orobanchaceae
Source: the annotation of a GenBank genome assembly